AAAAUUGGGUUGGUGUCUAAAUGUCCCAAUGAUAAGAAUAUGAGUUGGUUUUGUUCUUGGGAGUGAAAUUCUUUUUGGUUUAUUUCAGAGUUUCCAAUUAUUAAUCGUUUUUUCUCUCUCGGGAUUGCGUCUCGAGUAUUUUCUUUUUGUCUUGGACUGUUGGAAACUCCUUCUCUUUUUUUUGUUUCCUAAUAUAGCAGCCACAUCCACACUCAUCACACAAUCUCUAUUUUCUAGGGUUUUAAAAGUUUCAUCUUCUCCUCCUGCAGGAACUCAUUUCUUUUCCGACCAAACUUAAGACAUCACUGUAAUAAAAUUCCUGCAAAUUCACUAAAAUAAAAAAAAAGGCAGUUAACCAUGGCGGUUUACUACUCGAGUAAUGCCAAUUGUUACCAGCAAGAACCAAUCUAUCUCGACCAUCAACAACAACAACAACAAGCUUCUUCUUCCUCCGCCGUCGCCGCCGCAUCUUUCGUCGGCGAAAAUGUUCGAAACGAGAUGGUUUUCAUUCCACCAACCACUGGUCUUCAGACUCUCAACGGAGAGGUUACCAGAAACGGUGCCGUUUCCGGUAACGAUCUAAGCUUUUAUGACGGUCAAGGACUGUCUCUAAGCCUCGGCAAUCAAAUCUCUCUUCCGUCCUUUCACCACCAACAAUACCACCAUUUGGGUUUCACCCCAAAUCCUUCAAUCUCGGUUAAGGAAACGUCACCGUUUGACGUGGAGGAGAAGAGCAAAGAGAUGAUGUUGUUACUGGGUCAAUCUAAUCCUUCCUCCGGUUACGCUGGACUCUACAGCAAUUACCGGUUUAACGAAACCUCAGGAGGUUUCAUGAGCAGCUUUUUGCGUUCCCGGUAUCUUAAACCGGCUCAGAAUCUCCUCGAUGAAGUGGUUAGUGUCAAGAAAGAGCUAAACCAGAUGAGAAAGAAGAAGCAGAAAGGUGAAGAAGACUUUAACAAUGGUUCCAAGGAUACACAAGGAGAGUUAUCAACUGAUUCGAAUGUGAAAUUAUCUACAAUAGAACGUCAAGAGCUUCAGAACAAGAAGAACAAGCUUCUAACAAUGGUUGAUGAGGUAGAUAAAAGAUACAACCAAUACUACCAUCAAAUGGAAGCAUUAGCUUCAUCAUUCGAGAUAGUAGCAGGGUUUGGAUCAGCUAAGUCUUACACAUCACUCGCUCUCAACAAAAUCUCUUGCAGUUUCCGCUCUCUCCGCGACGCGAUAAAGGAACAGAUUCAGAUCAUCAGAGAGAAGCUUGGGGAGAAAGGAGGAGGAGGAGAGUCAUUAGAUGAGCAACAAGGAGGAGGAGAGAGGAUACCGAGGUUGAGGUAUUUAGAUCAACGGUUGAGACAGCAGAGAGCUUUCCAUCAACAGCUUGGAAUGGUUAGACCAUCCUGGAGGCCUCAGAGAGGCUUACCUGAAAACUCUGUCUCUGUUCUCCGCGCUUGGCUCUUUGAACAUUUCCUUCAUCCAUAUCCGAAAGAAUCUGAGAAGAUGAUGCUUGCAAAACAGACAGGACUGUCGAAAAACCAGGUUGCUAAUUGGUUCAUAAACGCGAGAGUUCGUCUAUGGAAACCGAUGAUAGAAGAUAUUUAUAAAGAAGAGUUUGGUGAUGAGUCUGAGUUGCAAAUCUCCAAGUCUUCUCAAGAACUUAACAGCACCAACCAAGAUGACUCCUCGUCACAGCAGCAACAGGGAGAUAACAACAAUAACCUCGGCUAUCCAUCUGCAGACACAACAAACAUUAAUGACAAGCCACAACAAGAACAAGAGAUGAACCGGUCAGGGGACUACGAGACGCUAAUGAACUAUCAAGGGUUUGGUCUGGAGGAGGAGUACCGUUACAUGGGAGGGAACAACCAGGAAGACAGCAGAUUCUCCAAUGCCCAUCACUUGCACGACUUUGUUGUUUGAUACUAUCGUUUUUGGAACAGGGGACCAGAUUCUUGAAGCGCAAGGAAUGUGCUUGUUUUGCAUUUUUAUAAUUGAGGCAUAUAAUAGUAAUACACACCCAUAACUGAGGCGUAUAAAGUAGACGUGUAGGUUGCUUUUGUGUAUAGUAACGCCAAAUAUUGAUAUGUGUGUAUAAGAUUCAAGGUGAAGGUGGGAAUCAGGAAUACUUACUUGCAAAAGUGUGAACACCGUUUCAUUUUACAUGUUACAAAGAUUGAGCUCUUUGAAUACUUUGAUAGAAUGCAUAAUUAAUUUCGCUA
Molecule: messenger RNA, 2213 nt
Organism: Brassica rapa (field mustard)
Lineage: Eukaryota; Viridiplantae; Streptophyta; Magnoliopsida; Brassicales; Brassicaceae
Product: BEL1-like homeodomain protein 10
Biological process (GO): regulation of DNA-templated transcription
Molecular function (GO): DNA binding
Source: RefSeq, a predicted model, not a curated record